AUGAACAAUGAAAUCUCUAAGACUGAAAAUUUUGGUGGUACAAUUUCUCGUGCUACUCAGACAGAAACUAUAAUCCGUUGCAUUUAUUGUGAUACUAUUUGCUACGGAGAAGUCUGUCCAGCAGAAGGAAAACAAUGCGACCUUUGUGGAGAUAUUGGUCAUAUAAGAGCAGCUUGCCUUCGCAACUUCUAA
Molecule: messenger RNA, 192 nt
Organism: Clunio marinus
Lineage: Eukaryota; Metazoa; Arthropoda; Insecta; Diptera; Chironomidae
Source: the annotation of a GenBank genome assembly